ACAAGAGAAUGUGGGAAAAGCAGAGGAGGUAGAGAAAGCGGUGAAAAUAGACGAGGAAAGGAAUGAAUACAAGGGCAUUUAUCCAUCUUUGCACGAUGUGACACACCCGAGUGCCCCCACACUCGGAGUGACCAAUGUUGAACCGCCGCCGUACGGCGACCCCGGAGUAAUGGCUCCGGUGGUGACGUUGGGUGGCCGGAUGGUAAUGGAUAUCGAGGGCGAAGGCGACAGGGCGGAUCAGAGUAUUGUGCAGCUGAUUGAACAAGCAGUAAAUAAAGAGAGGCGACGGGCCCGGGAGGGGGAUACAUCCCGCGUGGUCACAUCAACCCCCGGCCCGAGCCCUCAACCGUCCAACGUGACAAAAGGAGAAAGCUGGCAUAGACUUAGUGCCGAGAACGUGGAGCUAAAGAAGAAAGUUGAUCAAGCCGAUGAGCAGCGUAGACAGGAAGCGCAGAUGUUAAAAUGGGCAACGGAGAAAGAGGGAGAAAGAGAGAUACGGAAAGAAUAUAAUUUGCGGAGUGGUCAGGGACAGAUGACGCAGGCCGAGGUGCAGAAAAAUGAAUUGAUGUGUCCGCUGGUGACCACAUCGGGCGGCCAGCACUACGAGCCCAUGGUGCUCCGCGAUGUGACCGCGAUGAUGGAAAAGAUGCCCCCACUUAACAGAGGAGGUAAGGUGUGGCUGAAAAAAUUUUUGGCUGUGAUGAGUGGGCAGAGCUGUACCCUCGGUGACAUGCGCCAGAUGUUGGCAGGAGCAUAUGUUAGAAUAAUUAGUUUUGCAGAAGCGCUGGUCGGCCUGAACCGGAGGUCUCAUAUCUUUGCUCAAGGCAACAUAUCUGUCUAG
Messenger RNA from Syngnathus acus (greater pipefish), 841 nucleotides. RefSeq lists its product as uncharacterized. The coding region runs from base 170 to 841 and encodes 223 amino acids. The transcript has 3 exons. NCBI's taxonomy places the organism in Eukaryota, Metazoa, Chordata, Actinopteri, Syngnathiformes, Syngnathidae. The record is from RefSeq and is a predicted model, not a curated record.